AUGGCCAAAAAGCCACACGUCUCCGAAUCGGAACACGAGGUGUCUUCCCAAGGAGAAAUGGAACUGGUUGAAGAAGACGAGAGAGUGAAGAUAGCAGAAAGCAUCCACGAAGAAGUUAAAAAUUACAUGACCGAGAAUCACAAGUGUAAACUCGGAACAGGUGAACACAUUUCUUAUGUAUGUGGUCAAAUAGACAGACUUAUUGAACUUCUAAGACAGAAGCCAACUAAUCAGCUGCAAGACGCAGUAGAAAGUUUACAUAAGAAGAUAGAUAAAGUUCUACAGUCAAAAGAAAGCACUGGGCCAAGCUAUGCCCAGGUUACAGCACAGAAAAUCACAAGACCAAGAAAGAAAAUACUCCUGGUGGAUCCAGAGAAUGAUAACACAGAUGCUGAAAACACCAAACAGAAGCUAAAGAAGAACAUAAAUCCCAAAGAAAUGGGAAUAGGAAUACAAGCCGUCUGCAAACUUAAGAGAGGAGGAGUAGCGAUUGAAGUGGGAUCAGCAGAAGAAAAGAACAAGCUUAAGGAAGUUAUAGAAUCAAAAAUCGGAUUAAAGACAAGAGAACCUUUUAAAAGAAAGCCACGCAUCAUCUUAUAUGGAGUAGGAACAGAGGUGUCCAGAGAGGAAAUUCUCGAGUGUCUAUAUGAACAAAAUGAGAUUAUCAAUAGCAACAUGACGGAAACUGAGUUUCGCAAUAAAGUAGAAGUGAGAUUCCAAUUUGGAAGUAAAGGCAAGCAAUCAACCAAUUGGGUAAUUCAAGUGAGCCCUGACGUAAGAAGACUUAUACUGAAAGUAAAGAAAAUCAACCUGGGCUGGUCCAGGUGUGGAGCAGAAGAUCACAUAUCCGUAACACAAUGUUUCCAAUGCUGCCGCAUUGGACAUAUUGCAAAAGAUUGUCAAGAAAAAGCGCCCAUUUGUAGCCAAUGUGGCCAGAGCCACAAAUAUAAAGACUAUACGCACAAAGAAAAAGCAGAGUGCGUGAAUUGCAAGAGGGAAAAAAUUAAAGAUUUUAAACAUAACGCUUGCUCAAAGAAUUGUCCACUGAUACAGAAAGUCAAAAAAAUGUUGAUCGCUAAGACCGACUAUGGGGAGUGA
This is a messenger RNA of Centruroides sculpturatus (bark scorpion), 1098 nucleotides long. RefSeq lists its product as uncharacterized. The record is from RefSeq and is a predicted model, not a curated record. NCBI's taxonomy places the organism in Eukaryota, Metazoa, Arthropoda, Arachnida, Scorpiones, Buthidae. The transcript has a single exon. Bases 1 to 1098 code for a protein of 365 amino acids. Gene Ontology annotation, molecular function: zinc ion binding; nucleic acid binding.